This is a messenger RNA of Marasmius oreades (fairy-ring Marasmius), 606 nucleotides long. RefSeq lists its product as uncharacterized. The transcript has 2 exons. Bases 1 to 606 code for a protein of 201 amino acids. The record is from RefSeq and is a predicted model, not a curated record. NCBI's taxonomy places the organism in Eukaryota, Fungi, Basidiomycota, Agaricomycetes, Agaricales, Marasmiaceae.
AUGCCGAAGAAGACUCAAGAGGAGGUAAGCUCAAGCGGUCGAGUAAAGAAGCAGACAAAGCAGACAAAGAAGGGCGUGAAGGCGCAGAAAGAAGAUGAGUUGGUGAUGGACGUCGACGAUGAUGUUAACGACGAUGACAAUUUUGACCUUCCGCUGCUGUCUGACCUGUACCACGAUACUCCUCUCCUCAACGCGGAUGAAGCUGCUAGCAUCGUUCAAAACUCACCACCACAGCCGCUACAACACAAAGCAGUGGCACCUCAGGCAGCUACGUCCACUGAGUAUGCAGACUGGAACACCUCUGAAAACCCCAUUCUGCAACUACCUGGUGACGCUGGCGGGUCCUCAAGUGGCAGUGAGCUAUCCAGACCCUUGGAUGCCACGUUUCUGUCAGCCCCACCAUUUCCACCCUUUCCUUCAAGCACAACUAUUAUGGCAGUUGAGACUACCGCACCUGUACAGCAGCAGCAGAAACGAAAGGAGAGAGAUGCACCAGACCCUUCGACUAUCAUCGAAGGGAGCACCAAGCGCCGCUGCAAACCGUCUUCAAAAGUUGUAGAAAGUAAGGUUUUUUCUGCUAAAAAGCCAGCCAUAGAUCGUGGUUAG